AUGGUGCAGCGUGGUUGCUUCCUAGCUUGGAAUUUAUGGAGUGAAAGGAACAAGUUUGUUUCCGAGAAUGUUCGCACACCCCUCGAAGUGAUUGCUCAGCGAGUGGCUCGACAAGUUGAGGAACAUGCCUCCUAUGCGGACCGUAUCUAUGCAGGCUCAGGAAAGCAAGCCACGCCUAGUCCUAACAAAUGGUGCACCCCUUCAGGCGGGUUGGUGAAGGUAAAUGCGGAUGCCUCCUUGAGUGAUGAGGGGUGGGUUGGUUUGGGUGCGGUGGCCCGCGAUAAUAAGGGGGACGUUCUUUUUUCGGCUGUUCUUAGAACCAGGGCAUGGUGGCAACCCGAUGCAGCUGAAGCCAAAGCAAUAUACAUGGCUGUUCUUUGGGCGAAGCAUCAUGGAUUGAAGGAGGUGGUUAUUGAAUCAGAUGCCCAGGUGCUCGUGUUUCGCUUAUCCUCGGCAGCUUUGUUUCACUCGGAUUUGGAUGCUAUUUUGUGUGAUAUUGUUAGUUGUCAUUGCUCGUGGUUUAAUGUUAUUAACUUUUCGCAUGUAAGGCGGGAUGGGAAUGCUGUAGCUCAUCACCUUGCAAAAGUAGUGCCAUUUGGUUAUGAACGAUGGGAAUUUCAUUGCCCCAUCGUUGUGUCUCCUUAUGUACUGAUGGACGUUUUGUCCCUGGAUUAA
Beta vulgaris subsp. vulgaris (sugar beet) is the source of this 675-nucleotide messenger RNA. RefSeq lists its product as uncharacterized. The transcript has a single exon. NCBI's taxonomy places the organism in Eukaryota, Viridiplantae, Streptophyta, Magnoliopsida, Caryophyllales, Amaranthaceae. Gene Ontology annotation, molecular function: RNA-DNA hybrid ribonuclease activity; nucleic acid binding. The coding region runs from base 1 to 675 and encodes 224 amino acids. The record is from RefSeq and is a predicted model, not a curated record.